UCUCGAAGCCUCAAAUAAAUUGAUGAGCUGUUUUACAAAUUAUAGAAAUUCUCAGGCUUAGCAAAAAUGAACAAGCACAACUCCACGAAGAGCUCCUAGCGUUUUCUUCGAUUUUACCACAAAAUCACUCGAAUCAUUGAAGAUGACGCAAUAUUAAUUGAAAUUUUUGCUAUGGGAGAGGACGAAGUAGGACAACAUGAAGGAUAGUAAAAAAAAGCUCGAUAUAUUCCUUGUUUGAAGCGGGGAGUCUUAUGCAAGUUGAAAAACUGUUGACUGUCUGAAACAAUUUUUUCGAUUAUCAAAAAGAAUCUAGAAAUGUAGAUACUUUACUUUCAGAGCCCCAAAGACACCCUGGAAGAAUUGCAAGGGCUAUGAUCAUUAUCCUCGACAAAAAAUAUAAUCGUUUAUCAUUUUACUGAUUCGAAUUGUACCUAUGAUGAAAAGAAAAUCGUGUCUGGCAUUUUACAAAACUCUGAUAAGCGGGGGAUAAGCCAAAAAGGGUAGAAGCUGGAUGGUUCAAGCUUGUUUUGAAUUUUUAAUCAGCUAGAAAACAAAUACAAUAUAAUUGCUAUUUUUAUUGUUUUGACCGUUUUACUGAGACUUGACUAGGAGUACCACGGUGGAGGGCUCGGGGGCUCAUUCUCUUUGUUAAAAUCUAGAAGCUUCUUUGUCAAGCGUUGUUUGGAUGAAUUUUGUGUUGCCAACUCUUUAGUAUGCUAUAGAUUUGUCGGUGAAUGAGCAAUACCUUUUUCCUGAGUCCCUUGUUAUUUGGGUGUGAUCAUGAGUGGGGCAUCUAGAAGUUGGCUUGAGGCACCUCUGGGCUUGAAACAUUUUCAAUUAUAUUUAACCCUGGUUUUUGUGAAUUUUAUCAUUAAUUUUUUCGUUUAUUUGUAAAUGGCAAUGGUAAGUGUACAAUAAAGCUGUAAUAAAAGUGUUGUUACCAUAUCAUUGUUAUGUAAAUGAUCGAUAUUUACGAUAUUUACGUUACGAUAUUAUAUAAAAUUUACGUUGUAAUAAACUAAUGAUAAGCUCAUUUGAAACCAUUAAGAGUUAUCAUUUAUAAUAUAGUUAUACUUAACAGUAGAAUCAUCGGAAGUUCUGAAAGAGUAUAAUAUCGAUUUUCAGUAUCAAAUGCUCAACAAUGAUAGAAAACAAUGAGCAAUGUUUUUGCCUACAACGCAACAUAGGCAAUGUCACGUGAUAUUUUGGCGCGCUUUUGUGGAAAACGUCAGUUUUCUGUACGCGAACUUUCUUUCGCAGAAGAAGUACAACGAAACAGACGUUUGUGUGAUUUGUAGAAGAAAUUCGUUACCUUGAGAGUUUUAUGAAGGUAAUUUUCAAUCUUAAUUAGAGCGGCAAGCACCCAAAGACACUCUGAAACUGAUGUCUCUAACUAUUUUCUUAUUUGAAGAUUGAAGCUUCAUGAAAAAUGUCAAUGAUGUGCUUUCAACGUAAAAAUACAGAUAUCCUACGCCAUCGAAAGUUAAAAAAUUACUUUUUAUGUUUAUUCAGCUUUGUGGAUUGAGCUUACUUUAUAGUCUGUUUAGAAAUAAUACUAUACUUGUUAUAGUAAGAAUUUUUUAAUUAAACGGAUUUUUAAGAUCGCCAUUUGAGUAAUGAAGAACGACCGGACGUUGAUGAUAGCCACGAAGAACAACCGAUUUUAAUGAGCUUUGGCCUUCCUUGGUCUUCAAAGGAUUUGCCAUUGUUUCAGCAAUUUUUUUCAUUUACAGAAAUAAUGGAAAUUUGUGACGAAGAAGAGCUAACGGAGUAUGAGAUUAUCAGGCAAAGAAAUAUUAUUCACAACUACGAGUUCAUGAAAAGUUGUGGGCUCCCUGUUAAGCCAUUGCUGUAUGUCAAGAGAAAAAAAGUUGAAAAUGUUUCCGAUGAAGACUAUUUUUCAACUGGCUCAGAGAGUGAUAAAGAAGACAAGCCUUGGUUUCCCAAUCAAACCGAAGCUAAAAAACAGAAAAUUGAACAAGAGAAAAGCGUCGAUAAAAGGUUCAAACCAGUUUUCAAGAGAGUACGAGAGCCAUGUAAGAUAUUUGGAUUAUCAACUCAACAAAGCGAGAUACGCAAAGAAGUUGAAGAUGCUUUGAAAAGCUCAGCCAUACCUGGCUUAGGACAGAAUGAUACCGAAUACUGUAAUAAAAAGCCAUCAAAUUCAGCUGCAAAGAAAAUAACUCCAAUAAGGAAAAGGAAAGCAGACAGGACAACAUCAUUUGAAAAGUCAGUACCAGAAAAUGAAAUUAAUCAAAGGAGAUACCCAAAGCGAAAAGAAAGAGUUAAUUAUGUAGAAGCAGAGGUUCCUGACGAUGACCAUUAUCUAUUUUGCGAAGAGUGUGCCGAUUUCAAUUAUGGUGAAUGCCCUGUACAUGGUCCUUUGUUUCCUGUCGAAGAUUCCUUGGUAACGAAUACUGAAACUACAGAAACAAAAGCGCGUGCAUCAUUACCUGAUGGACUAGAAAUAAGAAAUUCAAAAAUAAAAAACGCUGGAAAUGGUGUCUUUGCCUUGAAAGAAAUUGAAAGUGGCACCAGAUUUGGACCAUAUCAAGGGAAGAAGGUACACAGGUCGUUGGUUCACGAUGGAAGAGAUACGAGUUAUAUGUGGGAGAUAAUGCGUGAUGGUGAAAUUUGCUAUUAUAUCGACGGAAAAGAUGAAAGUAUUGGCAACUGGCUGCGAUUCAUCAACUGUGCAAGAACAGAGAGUGAGCAAAACUUGGUUGCCUAUCAAUACCACAAUGAUAUAUAUUACAGAGUAUACAAGAAUGUGUGCAUUGGCGAUGAGCUUUUAGUUUGGUAUGGAGAUGAAUAUGCAGUUGAGCUUGGGAUUGAAAAUGAAGUCAAGCAGCAGGAAGAGCAACCAUGGUUUGACAAGAGUAAAAUAGCUUUUUGCAGCAAUUGUGAGAACUGUUUCAGCUCUGAAUACAUCGAGAAACACCGAAAAUGGUGCUUAACAAGAAAUGUCGAUUUAAACUCAGGACACGAUGAUUUGGCAAAAAACAUACCCAGCUUGAAGAAAUUAAAGAAGAUAUUUUCCAAAGUAGCAUCAAAGAAUAAUGGAAAUAUAAAUCAGUUUGGGGGCAAACUUUCAACUAAAAUGCCAGUAGCUGAAUCAAAGAAAUCCAAGACCGCCCCUUUCCAAUCCAAAUCCAAGGACAAUAAAGAACACAAGCCAUACAUUUGUGAUAAAUGUGGAAAAGGAUUUAGUACAUCAGGUAGCCUUGAUACACAUAAACGGAUUCAUACGGGAGAGAAGCCAUAUAUUUGUGAUACAUGUGGAAAAGGAUUUACUCAAUUGGGUAGCCUCAAUAAACAUAAACGGAUUCAUACGGGAGAGAAGCCAUACAUUUGUGAUAAAUGUGGAAAAGGAUUUAGUACAUCAGGUAGCCUUGAUACACAUAAACGGAUUCAUACGGGAGAGAAGCCAUACAUUUGUGAUACAUGUGGAAAAGGAUUUAGUACAUCAGGUAGCCUUGAUACACAUAAACGGAUUCAUACGGGAGAGAAGCCAUACAUUUGUGAUACAUGUGGAAAAGGAUUUAGUACAUCAGGUAGCCUUGAUACACAUAAACGGAUUCAUACGGGAGAGAAGCCAUACAUUUGUGAUACAUGUGGAAAAGGAUUUAGUACAUCAGGUAGCCUUGAUACACAUAAACGGAUUCAUACGGGAGAGAAGCCAUACAUUUGUGAUACAUGUGGAAAAGGAUUUAGUACAUCAGGUAGCCUUGAUACACAUAAACGGAUUCAUACGGGAGAGAAGCCAUAUAUUUGUGAUACAUGUGGAAAAGGAUUUACUCAAUUGGGUAGCCUCAAUAAACAUAAACGGAUUCAUACGGGAGAGAAGCCAUACAUUUGUGAUACAUGUGGAAAAGGAUUUACUGAAUCGGGUCACCUUGACGCACAUAAACGGAUUCAUACGGGAGAGAAGCCAUACAUUUGUGAUACAUGUGGAAAAGGAUUUAGUACAUCAGGUAGCCUUGAUACACAUAAACGGAUUCAUACGGGAGAGAAGCCAUACAUUUGUGAUACAUGUGGAAAAGGAUUUACUAAAUCGGGUGACCUCAAUACACAUAAACGGAUUCAUACGGGAGAGAAGCCAUACAUUUGUGAUACAUGUGGAAAAGGAUUUACUACACCAGGUAACCUUGAUACACAUAAACGGAUUCAUACGGGAGAGAAACCAUACAUUUGUGAUACAUGUGGAAAAGGAUUUACUGUGCCUAGAAGUCUGCAAGCUCAUCAAAGGACUCAUUUCAAAGACUAAAUUAGGACAAGGUAAAAGGUUGUGGUAAAUUUUUAUCUUUUUUUAAUUAUUUAUAUUGAUGAUUCAUUUAUUUCAAGCUGGCAUACAGACAAGCUGAUUCAUGCGGAAAAUCUUAAAAGCUCUAAAAAGAAAAAAAUAUUUAGAAACCUAUUUAUGAGAGAAGACAAAAAUUUCAUGACAAUUUUAUUUCAAGAGAAUUUUCAAAUGAUAAAAAUUUCAUGUUAAAAUUUCAUUUAACUUCAGUUAAGAAGCCCAAAAUCAAAUUCUAUGUUCCUUUAUGCCAUAAAAAUUGAAAGUUUACAUAAGUAGCAAACACAAUUCUUUUUCUAAUCACAAAAUGAAACAACUGCAGUUAAGGCUGAUUGGACAAAAUUCAGAAUGGCAGUUCUAUCUCCCCUUGCAAUUUUUAAUGUAUCUAAUUUUACUUACAGUUUAUUUGUUAAAUAAUGAAUUAUCUUUUUGAAAAUUAUCUAGUUGUACUAUUUGAAAAUUAUAUGUUUAAUUGCUCAUUAUAGCUCUUAAAGCACCAAUACAUGAGCUAAUAAAAUCUAGAACGGUAUGAAACGGGAAUACUCAGGGCAAACUUUCUGGUGUCUGCGAUUUUUAUGAAUUGAUUUUAAUUUCAAUUAAUUAAGUUCAAUAAUAACUUCCCUAGUUAAUAGUUAGUAGUAUAAUAUAUUGUUUUUCGUUCAAAUUUAUUGCUGCUUUAAUAUUUAAAGUAACCAUCUGAGAUUGUUAAAUGCUGAAUGAAACUGAGCAUUGUUUUGUUGCUUUUCUACAGAUGUUGUCUAGAGACUCCAGUUAUCUAGAGAAAUACAUUCAGAUAUUCCAUAAUUUAGCUUAAUAUAACGGUCAAUUUCACGUAACGAUUUUUGAAAAACGAUUAGCUCGAAGGCAUGAAUAUCGACAACUUGCUGAAAGAUUCUAUGAAAAAGUUUCUUCACAAAGAAGGGCAAAAUGAAACACUUAGGUCGUUUUGAAUUUCUUCAACAAGAAAAACUUGACUUUGAUUGCUUUUUUAAGCUGUUUGGGUAGACAGCUCAGUUAAAAGAACCAGUAUAGAAACAUUUCAUUUUCGAUUCAACUUGAACUACGAUUUCAAAUUUCACUACUGCAAGGUAAUGUGUAAUUGAUAUAAUAACGAUAAAUGUAAGUAAACUGUACCAGGAAAGAUUUUUUUUAGAUAAAUAACGACGUUUCGAGCAUAGCCUGUUUUCACUUGAAGGGCUAAAGCUGACUAUGCUCCAAACGUCUUUAUUUAUUCUAAAAAUUAUUUUACAAUUUACUUACAUUUAUCGUUAUUAUAGCAUUAUAUUGUACCGCACGCAAUCUAGUAUAUUAAUGUGUAAUUGGAAAGCCUGGUUUUGCAAGAAAAACAAUUACAAGAGUGAGUUAAAAAUUGCCAGAUAUCAUGACCUAAAAAUUUAUGAUUACUUAAACCGGAAGUAAAGUUGGAUUUGUCAUAGAAAGUUUGGCGAUGAGUUGCGCACAUUUCAAGAAA
Messenger RNA from Rhopilema esculentum, 5768 nucleotides. NCBI's taxonomy places the organism in Eukaryota, Metazoa, Cnidaria, Scyphozoa, Rhizostomeae, Rhizostomatidae. The record is from RefSeq and is a predicted model, not a curated record.